AUGGAUUUCUCACUUUCAAGCACCUUGAGCCUGGCUAUGGAUACAAUGGCUAAACCACAGCACACAAAUGCUGUAAAAGACCUUCCUGUUUUCAAAACUUUAGAGGAAACAAGUACCCUCCGUAACGACCCCCGUUCAUGGAAGCCAACCCGAAGUUCUAACAAUUCUAGACACGACACAAGGAAACAGCCGUAUCCGCCUUCCCUGGCAGCAUACUCAACAGGCAGGGAGCAACCUUUUUACCUCAAAGAGAAAGAGCCCUCGCCGCGUUUCAACGAAUUCGAGAUGCAGCUAGAAUUACAUGGCAGAAGCCUUAAUAAUAUCAAGAUGAUUGGGUGGGACUCUAUAAGACCCAUUGGUAUCGCGUACACCUUAAAGGAGCAAGACGAAUUGGCGAAACUCGAGGCCAAAGAGGAAGAACAACAAGUUCAACACCAACCCCAGAAUGCUCAAAACAUAAUACUCGAAGAGAACAUAGAGUCACCGGCUCGAGAGCCUAUACUUGAGCAGCCCCCUAGUCCUGAUAUGGACAUAAAUCUAGAUCACAAUGUGCAAGAGGAUGAAACGUCCUACGACUACGACGAUGAGUUUGCGCGAAUCGACGGUGAAGAUGAAGAACCUGUGUCAAACCAAGCUACUACGACGCGGCACGACCAAACGGUACAGCAAUUUAUCGAAACAUCGCACAUUGAAGGAUUAGGUCACCCAUAUGAUGUUGAGAAUAACUACCAUCUAGCUUACAGCUAUGCUGACCCAGAAAGUCAUGAUGACGACGUUCCACAUGGAGAAGAAGCUAUUUCGCUUUUGCCACCUGUUUUGAUAACGGAUGCAGACUCUUUCGAUAUGAGUGCUAACGGUCCAGGAUCUCUCAAUAUAAACUCCAGUCACAGUCCGUCCUUUUCGCGUCGUCGCUAUCAAAGCCGAAGACAAGGUCUUGAUUCCAGUGACUGUGAAUAA
Lachancea nothofagi CBS 11611 is the source of this 957-nucleotide messenger RNA. Lineage: Eukaryota; Fungi; Ascomycota; Saccharomycetes; Saccharomycetales; Saccharomycetaceae. The record is from the annotation of a GenBank genome assembly.